This is a messenger RNA of Seminavis robusta, 891 nucleotides long. The record is from the annotation of a GenBank genome assembly. Lineage: Eukaryota; Bacillariophyta; Bacillariophyceae; Naviculales; Naviculaceae.
GACGAAACAACAACUUUCGAGCCCUCAUGAAAUCGACCAUCCAUCCAUCGCACCGCAGAUUUCUUUCGAUUUGUUUGUCAUAACCAGCGACCAUGAGCUUCAACAGCACAACCACUGCGCCUCUCUCGCUCACCAUGAGCUUGGAAGAACUGGUCUCGUUCAAGCGUCCCACUUUUGCUCAUUGGAGGACUCUGGAAGCAGAAUACUACGCCGAAAUAUUCGACACUCUGGUGCACUAUGACAAACCGUUCCGUUGGUUUGAUGUCCACAACAUGUUCUACACCGCCACCAACUUGUACAUGAUUUACACUACACAACGCUACACUCGACCUGCAGCUGAGACAGCGCUGCAACGGCGUCUGUUGGUGCUUGUGAAUUUCAUGCAAUUGGGUGGGUUGGCGUGGCAUUUCUACGAGUGUGCCUUUGACGACGCUUGUUUGGUCCACGUGGGUGGCACUCUCUUUGUGUCCUUGAUGCUGCAGCAAAUGUGGGAAGGAGGAAAGCGCUUGUUCUGGUCUCACACCGUCGUCAUGGUGGCCGCCAUAGUCAUUCUCGUGGGAGUGGAGAAUCAUGACCCAACCGAUCCAAGCUUUCAUCUACGACAUUGGAUUGGUCAUAUUCUGGAAACCACACUAGUCUGCCUCUUGCGUGGAAUGUUUGAGGCAAACUACAGACAUCGCCAGCUACAACGACAUCAGCAAUCGCAAAAGCCAAACAAAAACGCGCUCAAAGUCGAGUAGAAACCAACCACAACCCCAGUGGAAGCAAAUCUACCACCGCUUUCCUCUGGCUGGAGGGCCAACAGCCCCACAUGGAAGAAAACCACACUUCAUCAGCCAUUUUUGUCAUUACAUGUACUAUAUUACAUAAAUGAAAAAUUUAUACUCUGCU